Molecule: messenger RNA, 984 nt
Organism: Colletotrichum phormii
Lineage: Eukaryota; Fungi; Ascomycota; Sordariomycetes; Glomerellales; Glomerellaceae
Product: short-chain dehydrogenase
Exons: 4
Coding region: 1-984 (327 amino acids)
Source: RefSeq, a predicted model, not a curated record
AUGCUCAACCCCUUCAGUAUCUUCACGCAGGCCUUUCCGCCGCGGCCGCAAUUCACGGAGAAGGAAAUUCCUGAUCUCUCUGGCAGGGUCUGCAUCGUAACAGGAGCAAACACUGGUGUUGGCAAGGAAGUCGCACAGAUUCUGUACUCCAAGAACGCCACCGUCUACGCUACCUCUCGUUCCGAAGAGAAGGGCCAUGUGGCCAUUGCUGCCAUCAAGGACGCGGUGCCUAAUUCCACCGGAAAGCUGGAUCUCCUCACUCUGGAUCUGGCCGAUCUUACCACCAUCAAACCCGCAGCAGACAUUUUCCUGGCCAAGGAGACACAGCUGCAUCUUCUCAUCAACAAUGCCGGCGUCAUGAUGCCGCCUCAGGGGAGCAAGACAGCCCAGGGGUACGAACUGCAGCUGGGAACAAAUUGCGUCGGCCCGUUCCUCUUCACCAAGCUGCUCACGCCGACUCUGGUACAAACGGCCAAGACAGCACCCAAAGACAGCUGCCGCGUUGUCUGGGUUUCGAGUUCAGCCGCAGAGGUGCUGUCGCCGAACCCCGCCAUCGAGAUUGAUAACCUCGACUACAGCAGGGACAGAAUCAAGGAGUUCAAAUACGGCAUCAGCAAGGCAGGCAACUAUUUCCACUCUACUGAAUUCGCCAAGCGACACAAGGCCGACGGCGUCAUCAGUCUCGCCUUGAAUCCGGGAAACCUUUCAUCAGAGCUGGAUCGCCACAUUACAGCGCUGAUCCCGACGUUAUUCAGAAGAGCUACCACGUAUCCGGCUAUCAACGGUGCUUACACUGAGUUGUUUGCAGCGCUAUCUCCCGACGUGACUAUUGAGAAGACGGGCGACUGGGUUGUUCCAUGGGGUCGUUUUUAUGCCAUUCGGGGUGAUCUCGUUCAGGACUCCAAGUCACGCGAAGAUGGUGGCACAGGUCUCGCCGAAGAUUUUUGGAAAUGGACUGAGGAGCAGGUAGCAAAGUACCUCUAA